CUGAAAACCAACAUGGCGGCGCCCGUGAGAACCAGCUCCUCUGACAGUGAGCCGUUUAUCGGCAAAUAAACUUAUUUAAAGACGAAGACCGUUUGUUCGACGGAAACCAGCAGUGAAAAAAAUCAGGGUCAUGUCCAGGCUGGCCGUGGUGUGUGGGGGCUCCAGGGGCAUUGGGAAGGCCGUGUCCCGCCUGCUGGCAGAGAGGGGCUGCAGGUUAGCUGUUGUCUCCAGGGACGAAGGUGCUGCCCGGGCCACUGUGGCAUCUCUGCAUGGAGGUGACCAUGUGGCUUUUAGCUGUGAUGUCUCCAAAGAGCAGGAGGUGCAGAAAACCUUUGACACAAUUAAAAAAACCUGUGGAAACAUUUCUUAUCUGGUGAAUGCAGCUGGCGUCAACAGGGACGCCUUGUUACUGAGGACUCAGCCGGAGGACAUGGUGGCUGUGCUUCACACCAACUUGUUGGGCACCAUGCUGACCUGCAGGGCGGCACUGCGCAGCAUGCUGCACACUCAGGGAGCUGCCAUUGUUAAUAUAGGCUCUGUUGUGGGUCUGAAAGGGAAUGCUGGACAGUGUGUGUACAGUGCCAGUAAAGCUGGUCUCGAGGGUUUCACACGAUCUUUGGCUAAAGAAGUUGCUUCACGUAAUAUCCGAGUUAAUCUGCUGGCUCCAGGUUUUAUCCACACCGACAUGACCACUGGGCAGAGGGAGGAGGACUGGGUGCGCUCCAUUCCACUGGGGAGAUUUGGCGAGCCGGAGGAGGUAGCCCAGGCUGUUCUUUUCCUUUUGGAGUCUUCCUAUGUGACUGGACAGGUGAUGGUAGUGGAUGGAGGGCUGCAGCUGGGCAUGUAGGGAGCGGGCCCUUCCCCUGACCUUUCAAAACAGUGGCUGUGAGGCAGGUGAAGCCUCGCUCUUUUUCAAAGUCAUAUGACUUGUUUUAGGAAUAAAAAUUGUCUGCUGAGGAAGUGGUUCAGGAAUAAGAUGAAGACUCUGUGGGCAUUUCAUCAAACUUCACGGCGAAAGUCGAGUGCUGCUCAGUGGCCACAUCAGUAUCACCGUCAUGUCGUUCUCUGUCACGCUGUCCACCCUUGGUGGGCAUGGUGUGAUGUCUGUGGCAGUCGGUCAUCAUGACUAAAGCUGCUGACUCCAGAGUGUUUGGCCCAGUCCAGACCUCAGUGCCCUGAGGUCCUAAAUUUGAUCAGAUUUAACGCUCUCUGCCUUUUUCCAUUACUGUAAAGUGCCCCACCACUGAUCAUAACACUCAUGUUUUGUUCCCCCGCCUCCCCCAGGGAGACCCCCUCACAGCCGGCCCAUGUUGCUCCCCUCCGUUAGUGGUCCCCCGCCCCGAGCCCACCUCUGGAGGGGCCUGCCGAGGGGCCAGGCAUGUUGGACUACAGCUGGAGGAAAUUAGAGGUGGUGGUGGAGGU
This is a messenger RNA of Toxotes jaculatrix (banded archerfish), 1422 nucleotides long. RefSeq names its product carbonyl reductase 4 (gene cbr4). The transcript has 6 exons. The record is from RefSeq and is a predicted model, not a curated record. Gene Ontology annotation, molecular function: oxidoreductase activity, acting on the CH-OH group of donors, NAD or NADP as acceptor; quinone binding. NCBI's taxonomy places the organism in Eukaryota, Metazoa, Chordata, Actinopteri, Toxotidae. Bases 131 to 847 code for a protein of 238 amino acids. Gene Ontology annotation, biological process: fatty acid biosynthetic process.